GCCGAGUCACGUGCCAUGAAACGUCAUAGGCUGAAUAGAGCCACCCUCUGUACGACGUCUUUUGCUGAUAUGCACCCCUGCUUUCUGGUGGCUCCCGUCGGUCGCGGCUUCUCUUCCCAUGAGCUCCAAUCGAGUGUUCGGGGCCGCCUAUGUCCAGGGAUAAGCGCGCACUGACUGCUCUCAGUUCUCCUUGCGAUUCCGCGGAGCCUGGGGUCAAAAAUGUCCGUCGCCGAGAUGGCCAGUGCGAGUGCUCAUGUGAUGAGGCACGAGAGUCAUUGGAUGCGUCAGAAGAGCCAUGCUGUAAAUCCGCGAGUUGUCCAAUGAAGUAAUCGCUCACGUGUCCAAUUGCCGCCGCUGUCACACUCUCACUUCGACUUUCCUUCAAGGCAUUUCAUCCAGUUCAGCCAGUCUCUGAUCUCGUGCGCUCUUACGCCCAAACGCGCACUUGAACUUGGCUCCAAUCGAAUCCGCAUCUCCACGAACGCGAAUGUUACAAGCCUCUGAUGCUUUGUUGCGUUGCCGCUCACUGGCAGGGCUUGGCCGGGAUGCAACCAUACCCGGCACUUCCCAAGUCGCUUCUGGUACCCACCCCCUGUGCCUUCGGAGAACUUCCAACCCUGAACUAGCCAGAGAACAGGGCACGAGGUCGAUCGGUGUUGUGAAGACCAGUGAGGUUGCAGACAUGACCAAGACGGCGCUCAAAGGGCUCUUGCCACAGUUCCACGGUCGGGCGACUUUCUGACUGAGCUGCGCUUGGCACUCUCAUCGGUCGUGCUUUAUAAGUGAGCGUACGGAGCCCCAGUUAAGACGCGUGUUGUAUACAACAUGGGUCGUGCACUCAAAGCCGCGUUCGCGACACUCGCCGUCAUCGUAUCCGCCCUUGCGGCACCGUCUCCUGCCUGGAAAUUUGUUGAGAAGGGUGUGUCUGGGAUCGUUGCGCUCGAAGCGAUCGUGGUGUCCCCGAAGCUCGUCGUGUUCUUCGACCGCGCAUCUAACGACCCCCUCAAGACCGCCGACGGCAAGACGGCAUGGGGCGAGCUUUGGAACUUGGAGACCAGCACCGGGACCCCGCUCAAGCUCGUUUCGGACACUUUCUGCGCCUCGGGGGCGCUUCUCAGCAACGGCACGAUGGUCUCCGUUGGCGGGAACCUUCCUGUGCCUCCCGACUCGAAUCAAACCGGUGCGGCGGACGGUCGGAUGGCUUUCAGGCUGUUUGGACCGUGUCUUGAUCCGCCUGCCGGAGCUGGCUGCAGCGUGUUCGAGGACUUGGAGCACCUUCAUCUGGCUGAAACUCGGUGGUACCCCUCGUCCCUGCGGAUCUUCGAUGGAUCCUUGAUGAUCGUCGGUGGGAUUCACGAAGGCACACCUUUCUACAACACGGAUCCGGUGAACAGUUUCGAAUUUUUCCCGUCUAAAGACGGCGGUGUCCCACGGCCUUCUGCAUUCCUCGAGCGCAGUCUGCCUGCGAACUUGUUUCCUCGUGUUUUUGCUCUACCUGACGGCAAAGUCUUCAUGAUUGCGAGCAACCAGUCCAUCAUCUAUGACGUCGAGACAAAGACAGAAACAAUCUUGCCCGACCUGCCCAAUGGUGUUCGAAUCAACAAUCCAAUGGACGGGACCGCUCAGCUUCUGCCGUUGUCUCCGCCGGAUUACAUUCCAGAGGUGCUUGCGUGCGGUGGAUCAGACAAGAGCGAUCAAACUCCCGUGGAGGAACUGUCGUCGCAAGAUCCCGCUUCUUCGCAGUGCAGCCGCAUCACUCUGACACCGGCCGGCAUCGCCAAGGGUUGGGAAGUCGACCAUAUGCCGCAAGGCCGUAUGAUGCCAGAGAUGAUCAUCAUGCCCAACGGGCAGAUCACCAUAAUCAACGGCGGCGAGACAGGUUAUGCUGCCAUCAAAUCGAUUGGCAUAACGACUGGAAACUCGAAUGCCGACCAUCCAGUGCUGACCCCGAUUCUGUAUACACCUUCUGCGCCAUUGGGCCGGCGUAUGUCCCAGGCGGGGCUUCCGACGACCAACAUCGCUCGCAUGUAUCAUUCUUCGGUCACGCUAACGCCUCAAGGCAAUAUCCUACUUGCUGGUUCGAACCCCAAUGGGAAUAUCACAGUUCUCCCUCCAGGACAGCCAGGUUUCCCUUCGGAGUUCCGAGUGCAGACACUCGAUCCCCCGUUCAUGACGAUGGCUCGACCAAUCCUGGCCAACGUUCCCACUCACAUCAGAUUCAAUCAGCAUUUCACGAUCCAAAUCAGCGUGCCUGCUGGCGUUUCCACCACAUCCGUCAAAGGUUCUCGCCCUCCGUUCAUGGUUUCGCUCGUUUCUGAUUCCGAGAUUCCAGUGGCUCUGAUGGAUCUCGGCUACUCGUCACAUGCGUUCCACUCGAGUGCCCGGCUCGUUUUCAUGGACGCCACGUUGUCCAAGGAUAAACGUUCUCUGACUGUGCUUAGCCCACCGAACAAUCGGGUCUAUCCGCCUGGUCCAGCGUUCAUCUUUGUCACGAUCGGAGAGACGACGAGUGCCGGAGCUCACGUCAUGGUAGGAUCCGGGGCAAACCCCCCGCUCAAGGACCAAGGAGUUCCACUGCCGAUUUGAGUUACUCGAUAAUAGCCCAAUCACUUGAAAUAGUACAAUCGAAUUGAAUGGUCUUCAUCUCAUGACCGGUUAAAUGG
Molecule: messenger RNA, 2663 nt
Organism: Mycena citricolor
Lineage: Eukaryota; Fungi; Basidiomycota; Agaricomycetes; Agaricales; Mycenaceae
Source: the annotation of a GenBank genome assembly